Messenger RNA from Aspergillus calidoustus, 708 nucleotides. The record is from the annotation of a GenBank genome assembly. NCBI's taxonomy places the organism in Eukaryota, Fungi, Ascomycota, Eurotiomycetes, Eurotiales, Aspergillaceae.
AUGUCAGCCAAGUUUCGCAGCGAGAUACUUCAGGAGCCCGCUAUUUUCCAUCCAAGGCCUGAUGAUUACGCAAUCGACUUCGUAAUCCCACCCUAUAUAGCUACUCUCGGUUCUCGCUUUGCUACCUCCCCCUGGUACACAGAGGUUUCUCCAUCUCUAAAGUCCUUUCUCAUGACCUUCACGAGGCUCAUCCAACAUUUCGAGCUUGGCAAAGCAUAUCCCGAACUCGUAACGCCCACCGACAAUGAUCUUUUCACCGUCUUUCAACACGACUUCCUCUCCGCUACUUGCGAUCCAACAUACGAGAUGAACGAUCUUAACCCGCCUCUCCGUUACUCCCUUCUCAUCUACUUAUACGUCCGUGUCUCGCAUCUCCAAUCUCUCCCCAUCGUGCGCCACAUGGUCGAAACCUUCAAGCAUAUUCUUGCACCCCGCAUUCCUUAUCUCCUGGUGGUCGCUCCUGACUUGCUACUCUGGAUGCUUGUUUCUGGAGGGUUGGGGUCUAAGGGCUACAACACUCACUCAUGGUUUGUUCUUCACACUGCGCAUGUGGCGCAGCGUCUUGGACUCAGCGACAGCCAUCAGGCACGACUCCUCCUUGGGGAGUUCUUUUACACCGUCCAGCCUGAGGAUAUGGGGCAAGAUUUGUGGACCGAGGAAGUGGUGGCUUUGAGUGCACGUAUAUGUGGUGACAGUUCUGGUUUUUGA